AUGAUACCAUUUCAGUGCUUAACUGUUGAAGGAAAAUCUAUUUGGGAAAAGGCAAUUGAUUGCGAAAAAAGAAAAUCAAUAAUUUAUUCUUGGGAAUCAAUUGGAAAAAUCAAAGAAUUUCAAACUCCUUCAUCAAAAUAUUUAACAGAAUCAGAUAUUUAUACAUUUGAAACCAUUAUCUUUAAACAUUUUCAUGAUCAAUUUUCAAAUUAUGGAUUAGGAAACACCAAAUCAUAUAAUAAUUUGAUCAAAGUAAGAUUAAAAAAAUUUGUUAACAAAAUACCUGACAUUAGAAGUGAAGGUUAUAGUGCUAAAAGUAUGAAAAUGAUUUUAUUAAGAUUUUCAAACAUCGGAACACAUAUAAAAAGAUUAGAAAAUGUCGCAGAAAAAUGUAUCAAUAAUCCACAUUUUUAUGGUUUGACUGGUGUGGCUUUUGGGAGAAGCCUUGAUUGUUUCACUUCUUUUAUAAGAACUUCAAUUCUUGUUAGGAUAGAAAAAUCUAUAAUAAAUGAUGAUCAAAUCAAAAUCAUUCAAUUAUAUCAUUUAAUGGAUGAAACUUCAAUCAUACUUGAAAUAAUUGCCAGAUUCUGUAAAUGUGAUGUAUCUGAACAACAUCUUUUAUUAUUACCCGAAAUUCAACAAGAACAAUGGAUGGAUCAAGGAUUCUAUUUACCAUUUGGAAAUGAUAUUCUAUCAGAAAUCUAUAAUUUUAUAGAAUUAAUUGAUAUAUCUGGAUCAUUGUUUCUGAAAUCAGUUUUUCUUGCAUUCUUAGAACAAUCUAGUUGUCCCUUCUUUGAAAUGUUAAGUUCUUGGUUAGGUAUAAAUACAAAUAUUGUAGAAGCUGGGAAAUCACUUAGACUUUUACGAGAUUGUUACCCAAAUCAUGCUUUAUGUUAUCUUGGAAUGAAAGCUCAUGAUCAAAAAAGCAACACAACUUCAUCAACAUUAUGGAGUGUCAAUUUGAAAUGGAUUUUUACACAAGGAGAAAUUGACGAUAUGCAUGAUCAUCUUCGAAACUACUUGAAAGAUAAGACUUUUGAAAUCCUUGCUCAACAAAAACAGAGAAAGAUUGAUCAUCUUCCAAUUAAUAAAACUAAUAGCUUAUUUCAGAAGCAGCAACUAAAUCAACAACAGCAUCAUAAUCACCACCAGUGUCAUUUCAAUUCUAAUUCUAAUCCUAUCAAUCACUCAAAAGUAGAAAAAAAGGGUUCAAAUAAUUAUACAAGCAAAACAUUAGUAUUUGACAUAAUCUCAAACAAAGAAAAUCCAACAAUAACCUUAAUAGAGCAUUUUAUUGAAACUCAAUCAUCUCAAAAAUCCUAUAAACAAUACGUUCCUCCUUUAGGCGUGAUAAAAGAUCUUGUUAUAAGACACACUCUUUUAUCCUAUUGUCAAUUGUUAAAUUCUUCAAUUCUUUCUGUAUUUUUUCAAGAAUAUAAUCUUUGCGCUCAUUUUAAAGUUUUAAAAGACUUUAUGCUCAUGGGGAAUGGUAAAUUUGUUCAAGGAUUGAAUGAUGCUCUUUUUAGUGAUAAUGUUGAUUACGGUGAAAAAUUUUAUGACACCAAUUAUUCAUCAUUACUACAAUCUCCAAUUAAUGCAUGGGCCAAGGUUAAUAACCUGGACGAUUUACUUAUGUUUUCCAUAAAAAAAUCAGAUGAUUAUGAAUCAUGCAAUGAUCCUCAUGUAGAGGCUCUUGACUUCCUUCAACUGGAAUAUAAACCGCCAUAUCCAGUCAACAUCAUAAUAUCUUCAAACGUGCUCGACAACUAUUAUAAAAAGAUUUUCACACUUUUAUUACGUAUUUUACGUAUGGGAUCCGUUGUACGACAUAUUUUUAAAUUAUCUCAUAAUCGCUACUUAUAUUACGACAAUGCCAAUAAUGAUUACAAUGAUAGCAAGUUGAUUCAUAUUUUUUGUUUCCGAUCACAACAAUUUAUUGCCGCUUUAAAUGGCUAUGUUUUUGACAUUGUUAUUUCUUCCACAUGGUCAACUUUAAUGAAAAGAUUGAAUAAAAUUGCAAAAGCAUCAAAAUUUGAGUCACCACAAUCGCCACAAUCACAUAAAGAAUUUUGUGAAAACGAUAACAUGGAUAUUGAUGCCAAUAAUGAAGAAUUAACAUCAAAAAUUAAUCCUGAUUCUGAUAUAUACGAUCAAGAACAUAUAAUAAAAGAUUUAAAUGAAAUCCUAUCAGUCAUUUUAUCAUUUGCUAGAACGUUACGACAUAGAAGGUUUCGUAAUUACAGUGAACAACAGAAACAAGAAUAUUGGAGCACAAUUAACUCUUUAUAUGAAAAAUUUAUAUUAUAUACAUCGAAUUUUGUAAAUACAUUAAAGUCAUUGGAUGAAAAAGUUCUAUGUGUUGAGGUUUUUACUUGA
Entrophospora sp. SA101 is the source of this 2376-nucleotide messenger RNA. The record is from the annotation of a GenBank genome assembly. NCBI's taxonomy places the organism in Eukaryota, Fungi, Glomeromycota, Glomeromycetes, Entrophosporales, Entrophosporaceae.